Messenger RNA from Vitrella brassicaformis, 6409 nucleotides. The record is from the annotation of a GenBank genome assembly. NCBI's taxonomy places the organism in Eukaryota, Vitrellaceae.
CAAUGAAAGGGUCGGUGCACUAUCCGAGCAGUAGAGCUGUCAGUCAGAUACCGUGAGAUGGAAGAGAACGCGUCGCGGGAUGGAAGAAGAGGACGUCAAGAUCUCGGUUGACGAGGUACACACACACAUGCGUUAUCGCACUCGGACACUCCACUCGAACGGCCACAGCCACAGAUCUUCAAAGAUCCAUGUGUUCGCUCCUGCAGCUGGGCUCCCUCCUCUCCGCCCGACGGCCAAUGCACGCAGAUCCAUCGCCCGAUACCUCCCCUUCCACCCACCCGAAGCGGCCCAGAUGCCUGCUAGCAGAAGAGGAUGAUAACGGUGCCGCAAACACAGAGAAAGACGGCGCUUCGCUGAGUGAUCAGGAGAGUGGCGAGGUAGAGGCAGAGGGUGUGGUCCCUGGCCACCUGGCGGCAGUGAGGGAGCGCCUGAGGGAGAUAGGGGACUCAUGCAGCCAGGUAACUGAUGGAUGGAUGGAUGGCAUUUAUCCAUAGAUGUGCAUUUGCAUGUGUGUCUGUGUGUGCAGGACUUGCGGCGUCUUCAGACCUUGAUGCAGAAGCGACCCGUCAGUAGUAGCAGCAGCUGCAGGGUCUGCAAACAGGCGGAAGGACAAUCCAUUGUCGCGUGCACAAACAGGUGCCUGUCCUUGUCUUUCACGCAGGAAUCGCAUAUCGCGUACGUGGCUUCUUCCCAACAAGGGUGAGCAAUACGAAUAUAUGGCAUUCACUCGGCACGUACACAACCAUCUGCUGGUCCUCUUCACGUGUCAGCAGCAUCGCUCUCGAUGUGACUGCUGAGGAUCGGACUUCACCGAAAGACCCAAGAGAAGACCACUCGUCGCUGCACGAUCGGAUGGGUGAGACCAACACCCCUCCCCCUCCCACACACACAAUCCAAAACGAACACACCUAAGCUCAUCUCAACAUGUAUCUUGGUCCAUGCAGGCCGCAUCGAGCAGUGCGCAGUGCGCGCCCUGCUGUCAUGUGACAACCCCAGUAGCAGCAGCAUGGAGAGCAGCGACCCGAUAGCCAAUCGGAAGAUCGUGGCGCUGCAGGCCGCCCUGGCCGAGCAGCGACGGCAGAUGGGCGAGGUCGUGGCCCAACACGACGCAUGGAAGCAUAGGUGUGGGGGGAGAGAUGGUGGGAGAGAGAGGGAAUGCACAAAGGCGAUAUGGUGGGUGGCUGUUGGAUCGUGUUAGGUGUGCGGAGUUGAGGGAAGAGCUGGCAAGGGCGGAGAAUGAGCUCAUCCAGUGAGCUAGCUGACUAUGGACACACACCAUGUCUGCAUAUCGACGUGUGUGUGUAUGUGUAUUUGUGUGUAUGUGUGUGUGCAGCGUUCGUUCCGUGUGCGCGUCUCAAGUGGGUCGGCUGGAGUACAUGCUGGCGGCCGCCAACGCCAAGAUCGAGGGCGGCCUCAUGACGGCCGAAGACAUACACACCAAAGCGUAUGUGGCAACACAAACACACACACACAGACACACACACACACACAGAGAGAGAGAGAGAUCCGCACCUUCCUCCAUUUGUAUGUCUGUCUUUGUGCAUCUGUGCAGGGCGGAGGCCAUCACGCAUUUCCAAUCGCAGGUGGACAGAUACCACCCACCCAGCCGACACACACACACUCACCACUGCGCUGUCACUGCUGUCUCGUCAGUUGCUGUAUUGGCAGGAGCGUUACGGCACUGCUGUCAAUGCCUCCCCGCCCCUCUCCGUCGUCGCACUCGACCGGCAAAUGGCCAAAAUGGAGGAGAGAAUCCGACACCAACAACACGCCAUCAACCACCUGCACGUGAGCAGGAGACACACUCGUCUGUGUGUGUGGAUGGAUGGAUGGAUGCAGAGGGACUCGGCGCUUUGUGCGGAGGCGGUUGCCCGUUUCUGCAGCAGCGACGUCGAGCCCCAGCAGCAGCAACCCUCAUCCGACGGCAACGCACCACCGCCUGGCAGAUGGGUCCACUCUCUCUACGCCGAGGUAAGCCGACACAUAUCUCCCGAUCGUAUCAUUUUUCCGGUGUCUGUAUGUCAGCUGAGCCCUCACGGCCGGCAGCUUCUCCGCACGGCCCUGCAGCCCCCCCAACAACAGCAACAGCACCAAAAGAAACAACCUAUCGACUCGACAGCCAAGUCCCGCUACUUCCCCCCCUGGGCCCUUCUCUUCGGCACGCCCGAGGCCACACAGCAGCAGCAGCAGCAGCAGCAGCAACAAGGCAACAGCACAUCAGACGAGGAAUGGCCCCCUCUGCGGACCAGCGGUCGUCUGCGGCCGUUCCGUGUCAAGAGGAGGAAAGACAAGGGAAGGGCCGCUCGGCUGGCGGCGACGCGCAGAAGGGCCAGGAGGGGAGGGCGCGGGGGAGGGGGAGCCGGCAAACCAUCAGCACCACGACCACCAGCAGCAGCAGGUGCUGUCCCACACUCCACGGCACUCCAUGCCAUCCCUGACCCUUUUCGCGUCACGUGGCCGGACGGUGCGCAGAGACACGAAGGUGCCGACACCAGCGGUAGCAGACGAGAAGACGGCGGGGCGAGCAGUGAGGCCAGGGAUGGUGUGCAGAGAGGGUCGUCGGAGAAGGGCAGCCUAGCGGAGUGCGUGACGACCCUGUCGAUAGAGGAGGCAGCUGGCGAUAGGGAGAGUUGGAGUGGGAGUCUGGCAAUGGUGGGGGAUGAGGGCAUAGAGCGGGAGAGGACGGCAGUGACAUCGCUUGUCAAGGUGGUGGCCAACACGACACACGCUGCGGCAGAGAGAGGGAGCGGAUGGAAGGUUCUCUGCUCUCUGUCUGUGUGCGUUGUGUGCGUGUGUGUCAGAGUGAGGCGCGGCUCGUGGCCGAGUGGGUGAUGGGCGACAUUGGCGGCGACACGCACCCCAACCCUCCCCCUCAUGCGACCCUACUCAAAGAGAUCUUCAAAGCCGCUGCAAAUGGUACGCCCAUACAUCAGACAUUCCACCACUCACCGAACACACUUUUUCUGUCCGUUAGCCGAUUUGGCGUCGCUAGAUGUGCUCCUGCGCGUGUGCCCCUCUCCCUCUGCCCUCCCCAACGCCCCAUGCCAGUGGUGCCCCCUGCACGCAGCGGCCUUCUUCUCCCCAACAGCAGCAGCAGCAGCAGCAGGUGGUGGUGAUCGUCUGGGUGUGGUGGAGCGGCUGCUGGCCAAGAGCUGGCCGGUCGACCACAGCUCGGCAGGGGGAAUGACGGCACUGCACAUGGCAGCACUCACUGGUGGGAGAGAGAGAGAGACAGAGAGAGAGAGAGAGAGAGAGAUGCCCACCAUGUGUUGGUUCGUGCGUCAGGGAGAGAUGAGUGUGUGGGGUCCCUCAUGGGCGCUGGGGCGGAUGUGACGGCCGUCGACAGUCGGGGCAACACCGCUCUCCAUCUCGCGUGCACACAGGUGGGCAUAUGUCAUCGGUGGGGAGAAGGUCCAUUCCAUCCAUCCAUCCGUCCGUCCGUCCAUCUGUUUUCUCGUCUCAAUUCGUUGUAGGGGUGCAUCCGGUCUCUGCUCGAGCAUGGUGCGGCUGCCGACGCAGCCAACAACACCGGACACACGCCGUCCCUUGUAGCAUUCUUCAGCCCCACAGCAGCAGCAGAGGCACACACACCGCCAAAUUCUCGAGAGGCCGCGGCCGAUGGCUCCUCGGUACGCAUACACACACGCACACGCAGAAGGCUUGUGAGACUCUCUCUCUGUCUCUCUCUGUCUCUCUCUGUCUCGUGUGUGUGUGUGUGUGUGUGUGCAGACGGUGGAGGGUGUAGCGUACCGAGUUGUCGGCACGAGCCAAUGGCAGACCUUCCACAGCACACAGCAGAAGGCGAGAUAACCAGAAAGAGACAAAGAGAGAGAGGGAGAAAGAGAGAGGCACGAACACCCACCCGACUCAACCUCUCUGUAUCCAUCAGGGCAUAUCUAUAGCAACUGUGGUUCGCGAGAGCGUCAUGCGCGUGAUGGCCGACCUGGGCACUCACGCCGCCGACAGCAGCGACUACGCCCACUUCGCACAGUGGCCAAAGGGCAGAUACCUUCUCGAGCUCACCAAGCACGAGACACGAUACGGUCAGCACAUCACACCCACAAAAGUCUCUCCAUCUGUGUGCGCAUUGGGUGGUGUGUGUGGGUGUGUGGAUGGAUGUGUGUGUGUGUGUGUGCAGGGAUAUGGUCGGACUACGUGUGCAACUUCACGGCGUCGAGCCUGGCUGACGCCGUGUCGGUGGGGCUCAUGUCGGCGCACAUGCCGGGACACACCAUAGAGGAGCUGCAGAAACAGGUGGGUGUAUGCAUACAUACGCUCGCUCCCAGAUGCACCUCUCUCUCGCUCUGUGUCUGUGUGUCAGGUGUUGGUCGUGACGUCGCAUCGUAUGGCGUUCAUCCACGUGGGCACCGCCUCGCUCGCGCGGCUCGUGGCCAUCCAAGACAUACAGGCGCGCACACACCACGCCACACUUGCCGACAUUGCUGCAUUCCUGUCUGUAUGUGUCUGUGUCCGUGCAGGCCCUAGUUGUGCCGUCGUGGUCGAGCGUGCUGCUGCUGAUACGGCCGAAGAGCGGGCCAGACAUCCUCAUAGACACGCCAAAGCGGACACGUACGCAUGUCUCUGUGUGUGUGUCGGCCUUUCAUCUCGCCGUUGGUAUAUCAGAGUUGGUGUACCUUCUUCGCCAGAACGGCACCAAUCUCACCCGCAGAGGCACUCCGUGCGAUGCGGUCGAGGUGCCCCCCGCCCCCACCCCUCCCCCGCCCCCCUUCCCCACUGCACACCGCCCACACCCAUGUCAGCAACAGGCAGCCGAGCCCACACCCACACACACACCGGCCCUUGCUCCCACCAACACCGCCUUCGAUCCCUCUGUGGCUACACCACUGCAGCAGGUGGGCUGGGAGGGUGGGUGAACAAAUGGGUGGGUGGAUGGAUGGAUGCCUGUCUGUCUGUGUGUGUCGAAUGUGUGUAGCCACAGAGAUCGGGUGAUGAUCUGGGCGAGCAAGAAGGCCAUGAAGGGACCAUCGGCUCCCUCAUCUUCGGGCCCAUCCUCCGCGCAGCAGCAUCAGCAUCAGCAGCACCGCAGUACUCAGCCACACCCACAGCUACGAGGGAAGCGCAGCCGGGCACUCUGUCGUCUGUAUCUUUCAUGCGCGACAUCAAGGGCAUCGUGGCCAACGUCAUGGGCGGCGUGAGGUGGGCGGCUGCUGCUGCUGCUGGUGAGCAGGGAGAGGAGGGCGACUGGCACGGUGACUGUGGUGACGAGUGCAUCGACGAGGAGGAAGGAGGGCUCACGACAAUCGUCCAGCAAGACGGUACGGUCGGCUGUGCACCAGCCAAGAGAGAACAAAACACGGAAGGAGACCAAAGGCCUCUCUGUGGGUUUGCCUUGUGCAGGUUUCUCUCAUCCGGCAUUGUUUCUCACGUCGGAGGCCAUCCUGCCGUUGCGUGACGGCCCCACAACAGCCACACAGCAGCGGGCCGUGGAUGUGGUGUGUGUGCGGCCUGAGGUCUUCCUGCUGGUCGCGGCGUCGCCCAUGUCCAUCAUCCACCGAGGGCCGUCGUCAUCCACACCGCCGCCGCUCUACUUCUCCUUUCUGGCCUUCUGGACGGCCCCGCUGGUCAGCCGACAGUCAGCUCCAGAAGAGGUUCCGCGCACACGAGCUGUGUGUUUCGUGUGUGUGUGUGUGUCUGUCGAUCGGUCCUGCAGGGCGAGGGCCUUUCUCCCUGGUGUGAUGGCUACGAGGACGGCUUGGCGGUCGCGGGCAGCGAUCCUUAUCGGCCGCUGUGGGAGCUCAACUUCGCCGUGCUCAAGAAGCACAUGGAAGGUGCAGACAGACAGACAGACAGAGGCACAUGAUGAUAGGGAGAGGGGGUGUGUAUGUCUCUGCGUGUGUUGCGAUUUUGUAGGUAGCGGCGUGUUGGAGUGGUCGCGGCGUCCCGGCGAGACGGCCGACAAGAUGAUAGGGCGGCUCAGCUGCCGCCACAUACGGGAGGUAGGCAGGCACACAAUCAGACAGCUGUAUUGAUUGCCUGCGUGUGUGUGUGUGUGUGUGACAGUUGACGGUGCUGGACAGCCCCGAUGGCCAUCCGUGCCUCCUCAUCGACCUCGUCACCGACACACCUGGUCAGUGAGUGAGCUCUCUCUUCAUCUCCACGUGUGGAUCCAUCAAUGCCAUUCACUAAUGGCAGAUGGGCCUUUGGCGCGUGUGCGCUAUCUGGUGCGCGCCGAGACCGACGCCAACCGCAGACAGUGGGUGUCAGCCCUGCAGGCCGUGUGCUGCUCGAUGGCCAGCAGCCGGCCAGUGGUAGUGCGAAAUGCGGUUGGUGUGACUGACAGCAGGUCUCUUCUCGUGCAGUAGAGGGAGGGCAGAGAGGAGACUGGCGUGGAUGGAUGGAUGGACAUGUAUGUGGACGGGCUUGUGUGUGUGUGUGGUCAAUAUCUCCG